AUGGUCCUGACGCUGCUCCUCUCCGCCUACAAGCUGUGUCGCUUCUUCGCCAUGUCGGGCCCACGGCCGGGCGCCGAGCGGCUGGCGGUGCCUGGGCCAGAUGGGGGCGGUGGCACGGGCCCAUGGUGGGCUGCGGGUGGCCGCGGGCCCCGCGAAGUGUCGCCGGGGGCAGGCACCGAGGUGCAGGACGCCCUGGAGCGCGCGCUGCCGGAGCUGCAGCAGGCCUUGUCCGCGCUGAAGCAGGCGGGAGGCGCGCGGGCCGUCGGCGCCGGCCUGGCCGAGGUCUUCCAACUGGUGGAGGAGGCCUGGCUGCUGCCGGCCGUGGGCCGCGAGGUAGCCCAGGGUCUGUGCGACGCCAUCCGCCUGGAUGGCGGCCUCGACCUGCUGUUGCGGCUGCUGCAGGCGCCGGAGUUGGAGACGCGUGUGCAGGCCGCGCGCCUGCUGGAGCAGAUCCUGGUGGCUGAGAACCGAGACCGCGUGGCGCGCAUUGGGCUGGGCGUGAUCCUGAACCUGGCGAAGGAACGCGAACCCGUAGAGCUGGCACGGAGCGUGGCAGGCAUCUUGGAGCACAUGUUCAAGCACUCGGAGGAGACAUGCCAGAGGCUGGUGGCGGCCGGCGGCCUGGACGCGGUGCUGUAUUGGUGCCGCCGCACGGACCCCGCGCUGCUGCGCCACUGCGCGCUGGCGCUGGGCAACUGCGCGCUGCACGGGGGCCAGGCGGUGCAGCGGCGCAUGGUAGAGAAGCGCGCAGCCGAGUGGCUCUUCCCGCUCGCCUUCUCCAAGGAGGACGAGCUGCUUCGGCUGCACGCCUGCCUCGCAGUAGCGGUGUUGGCGACUAACAAGGAGGUGGAGCGCGAGGUGGAGCGCUCGGGCACGCUGGCGCUCGUGGAGCCGCUUGUGGCCUCGCUGGACCCUGGCCGCUUCGCCCGCUGUCUGGUGGACGCCAGCGACACAAGCCAGGGCCGCGGGCCCGACGACCUGCAGCGCCUCGUGCCGUUGCUCGACUCUAACCGCUUGGAGGCGCAGUGCAUCGGGGCUUUCUACCUCUGCGCCGAGGCUGCCAUCAAGAGCCUGCAAGGCAAGACCAAGGUGUUCAGCGACAUCGGCGCCAUCCAGAGCCUGAAACGCCUGGUUUCCUACUCUACCAAUGGCACUAAGUCGGCGCUGGCCAAGCGCGCGCUGCGCCUGCUGGGCGAGGAGGUGCCACGGCCCAUCCUGCCCUCCGUGCCCAGCUGGAAGGAGGCCGAGGUCCAGACGUGGCUGCAGCAGAUCGGUUUCUCCAAGUACUGCGAGAGCUUCCGGGAGCAGCAGGUGGAUGGCGACCUGCUUCUGCGGCUCACGGAGGAGGAACUCCAGACCGACCUGGGCAUGAAAUCGGGCAUCACCCGCAAGAGGUUCUUUAGGGAGCUCACGGAGCUCAAGACCUUCGCCAACUAUUCUACGUGCGACCGCAGCAACCUGGCGGACUGGCUGGGCAGCCUGGACCCGCGCUUCCGCCAGUACACCUACGGCCUGGUCAGCUGCGGCCUGGACCGCUCCCUGCUGCACCGCGUGUCUGAGCAGCAGCUGCUGGAAGACUGCGGCAUCCACCUGGGCGUGCACCGCGCCCGCAUCCUCACGGCGGCCAGAGAAAUGCUACACUCCCCGCUGCCCUGUACUGGUGGCAAACCCAGUGGGGACACUCCAGAUGUCUUCAUCAGCUACCGCCGGAACUCAGGUUCCCAGCUGGCCAGUCUCCUGAAGGUGCACCUGCAGCUGCAUGGCUUCAGUGUCUUCAUUGAUGUGGAGAAGCUGGAAGCAGGCAAGUUCGAGGACAAACUCAUCCAGAGUGUCAUGGGUGCCCGCAACUUUGUGUUGGUGCUAUCACCUGGAGCACUGGACAAGUGCAUGCAAGACCAUGACUGCAAGGAUUGGGUGCAUAAGGAGAUUGUGACUGCUUUAAGCUGCGGCAAGAACAUUGUGCCCAUCAUUGAUGGCUUCGAGUGGCCUGAGCCCCAGGUCCUGCCUGAGGACAUGCAGGCUGUGCUUACUUUCAACGGUAUCAAGUGGUCCCACGAAUACCAGGAGGCCACCAUUGAGAAGAUCAUCCGCUUCCUGCAGGGCCGCUCCUCCCGGGACUCAUCUGCAGGCUCUGACACCAGUUUGGAGGGUGCUGCACCCAUGGGUCCAACCUAACCAGUCCCCAGUUCCCCAGCCCUGCUGUGACUUCUAUUUCCAUCGUCCUUUCUGAAGGAGCAGCUCCUGAAACCGGCCUCCCUGGGCUGAGACAACCUGGGCUCUUCUUAGGAAAUGGCUCUCCCUCUCCCUGUCCCCCGCCCUUGUGGCCCACCUCCAGCCCACUGUCCUCAGUAUCUGGAGAGGGAAGGGAAGGCAGGCUUGGGCGCGGGAGGUUAGAACUCCCCCAGGCCCUGCCAUUGGGUUGUCUGUCUCCGUCAUGGGGAGGGUCCCUGCUCAGUUCUGGAGACACUGGAGUUGGGGUGGGGGUGGUUCUGCAUUCCCUUCUCCUGCUCUGAUAGCAGUCAGCUUGAGGAGGAUGAAGGAAGGCAGCCUCAGACAGGAAUUAAGGCAAUGCCCAGGCGGGCCUGGGCACUGUAUUCUGAGCAAGGGCCUGGGCCCAGGAGCCAGCCAGGGAUGAGUGCCAUCAUGGCUCUCCACUCAGACUGUGCCUGGCCUCUGCACUUACAACUUCCUGCCGCUCUGUGGCCUUGCCCUGUAAUCACUCAGUGCCCUUAGCUAGCCUGACUAAGUCCCAGAUCCCCUACAGCUUCCUUCGGUGUGGUAUCUUUUGCCACAUCCAGGGCGAGGGUUGAGGCAAACCAGCCCUCCCUCUGACUUCCUUGUCACUGCAGCCAGCUUUGCUGCACUUGCUGGUGCACAGGAGCCUCCUGUUUGGGCCUGGGUCUGGGCAUGGGGAGGCCGUGCCUCAAAGCCCACCCUACCCCAUGCCUUGGUGCUGUGCCUCAGGCUCCUUCCUGGUCUGGCCCAGCUGGCUUCCCCAGCCCCUCAGCCAUCCAGGGCUACCCACUGCUUGCUCAGGGACCAGGCAGCCCCCAUGGCAGUAAAAGCAGCCUAGACAGAACCUGCAGCUCUGUGGAAAGAGGCAAAGUCCUGAAAAGGCAAAGGGUUGUCACUUAGGGCAGCUUCUCCAACUUUAACAUGCAUCCAGGUCACCUGGGAAUGUUGUUAAAAUCAGGAGAUCUGGGGUGGGGCCUAGGACUCUGCAUUUCUUACAGAUUCCCAGGUGAGCUGAUGCUGGUGGUUAAGGGUAGCAAAUCUCUAAAGCACGAAGCCCUCACAAAUCUUUGCCAUUUCCCAAACACUCCACUCCAUGGUCUCCAGUCAUCAGAGCAACUCUACCUGGUAUUAUCAUCCCCAUUUUACAGAUAAUGACACUGAGGCUCAGAAAGGUUGAGGAUAAGCCCAGUUUCCUGUCAUUAGUGGCAGCCCCAGAUCCAGACCUAGGCCUCCUGGCACCCAGUCCACUGGCAGUGGAAUUGCUUUCCUGAGAAUCAUUCUGAGGCUGAGCUAUUGCUUCUCCCUUGCUUCAAAGAAUCUAGCAGCAGGGGAUAGGAUUUUGCAACAAAAAGCUGACCCAGAGGCCAUACAGAGCAGGAAUAUCCCGUUGCCCCCUCCUCCACUGGGUUCAGAGGGUAAGAAAGCACCCUCCAAUAAACCCAGGCUCUAGGCUGCUGAAGGCUCUUUCCCCGCAAUGGCCAGGUGUUGACACCUUAAAGCUGGCUGCGCCCCCAGCCCCACUCUUGGCUGUGCUGGCCAGGUGACUCCUAGUUCUUGGCCACAUCAUCAGAAAGUCAAAGGUCUCACUCCAGGUUUGGGGCUCCUUCCUUCCACUCCCCUCCCUGCCAGAGUCUGUCUUAGCCAGUGCCAGCCUCGAUGCUUUGGUUUUGACCCCACCUGAUCCUCCUUUCCUCAUGCAGCACAAGUGCUCACCGGGGCCAGAGCCAGGGCAUGGAUACGACAAGCAGGGCAGCCUGGACACUGCCCUCACAGGACAGCGUCAAUAACAAUACAGUGUCUGAGUAUCUCCAG
Gorilla gorilla gorilla (western lowland gorilla) is the source of this 4047-nucleotide messenger RNA. It is a transcript of the gene SARM1, whose product is annotated as sterile alpha and TIR motif containing 1. The coding region runs from base 1 to 2175 and encodes 724 amino acids. Gene Ontology annotation, molecular function: protein binding; NAD+ nucleosidase activity; signaling adaptor activity. Lineage: Eukaryota; Metazoa; Chordata; Mammalia; Primates; Hominidae. Gene Ontology annotation, biological process: signal transduction; response to axon injury; negative regulation of MyD88-independent toll-like receptor signaling pathway. The record is from RefSeq and is a predicted model, not a curated record. The transcript is spliced from 9 exons. Gene Ontology annotation, cellular component: dendrite.